GCUCCGGGCCUGCGGCUGGGUCUGCCCCUGGCCGCGCGCCUGCCCGCGGGGUCCAGCCCAGAGGGCGGCGGGGAGGACGGCCUCGGUGAGAAAACGUCUGGCAAUAAUGACUGGUUUCAGAAUUCCAGGGUCCCUAGUUUUGCUCAGAUGCUGAAAAAGAAUUUGCCAGUUCAGCCAUCAGCCCAGACUGUGACCACAGCCACACUAUACUCCUCGGACAGCUGCAGCUUGUCGAGUAUGGCAUCCAAGGUUACACAAGUGACCGGUAAUUUUCCAGAACCAUUACUUUCCAAAGGUCUUUCAUCUAUUUCACAUCCUGUCCUGCCUCCAAAAAAAAUACCUAAGGAAUUUAUAAUGAAAUACAAACGUGGAGAGAUAAAUCCUGUAUCGGCCUUGCACCAAUUUGCACAAAUGCAGCGGGUUCAGCUUGACCUUAAGGAGACUGUAACAACAGGUAAUGUUAUGGGACCAUAUUUUGCUUUUUGUGCUGUUGUGGAUGGUAUUCAAUAUAAGACUGGACUGGGACAAAAUAAAAAGGAGUCUAGAUCCAAUGCAGCAAAGUUAGCUCUUGAUGAGCUUCUACAAUUGGAUGAACCUGAACCAAGAAUGUUAGAACCAUCAGGUCCUCCUCCUAUCCCAGCAGAACCUGUUGUUACACCUGAACCAGCUUAUGUUUCGAAAGUACAUUAUGAAGGGAGACAUAUCCAGUAUGCAAAGAUUUCACAGAUUGUUAAAGAAACAUUUAAUCAACUAAUUUCUAGUCAUUCACAGUAUCUGAAAUGUAGCAAUUCAUUGGCUGCUUUUAUAAUUGAAAGAGUGGGACAUCAUGAAGUCGUGGCUGUAGGCACAGGUGAAUACAAUUACAGCCAGUGCAUAAAGCCAAAUGGAAGAGUGCUACAUGACACUCAUGCUGUUGUUACAGCAAGAAGGUCUCUCCUUAGGUACUUUUAUAGACAGCUCCUACUCUUCUAUAGCAAAAAUCCUGCUAUGAUGGAAAAGUCAAUAUUUUGUACAGAUCCAGCUUCUAAUCUACUCACUCUGAAACAAGACAUCAACAUUUAUCUGUAUAUGAACCAGUUGCCUAAAGGAUCAGCCCAGAUUAAGUCACAGUUGCGUCUUAAUCCACAUUCUAUAUCUGCAUUUGAAGCAAAUGAAGAACUGAGUCUCCAUGUGGCUGUUGAAGGCAAAAUUUAUUUGACUGUUUACUGCCCUACAGAUAUUGUUAACAGAGUGAACAGUAUGUCCUCAAGUGACAAGUUGACAAGAUGGGAAGUGCUUGGUGUACAGGGAGCAUUGCUUAGUCACUUUAUACAACCAGUUUAUGUCAACAGCAUACUUGUUGGUGAUGGGAAUUGUAGUGAUACUAGAGGUUUAGAAAUCGCAAUCAAGCAACGUGUUGAUGAUGCGCUCACUUCAAAGCUUCCGAUGUUUUACUUGGUCAACAGACCUCAUAUUAGUUUAGUACCCGCUGCAUAUCCACCUCAAGUGAACUUGGAAUAUAAAUCCCUGAGUAUGAAUUGGGCACAAGGGGACAUUUCUUUGGAGAUUGUCGAUGGCCUAAGUGGGAAGAUCACUGAAAGUUCCCCAUUUAAAAGUGGUGUGUCAAUGGCAAGUCGGCUUUGUAAGGCUGCAAUGUUAAGUCGAUUUAAUCUGCUUGCCAAGGAAGCUAAAAAAGAUGAUUUACUUGAAGCUAGUACAUAUCAUGCAGCUAAGCGUCUGUCUGGCUCAUACCAAGAGGCUAAAGCUUUACUGAAGUCCUACUUGCAGCAGCACGGCUAUGGCUCCUGGAUCGUGAAGCCCCCCUGUGUAGAACAGUUCAGUGUGUGAAUUGCAUGGCCACUGGCAUAUUAAAAACCUUUUAUUUUUUGGUG
This is a messenger RNA of Ictidomys tridecemlineatus (thirteen-lined ground squirrel), 1871 nucleotides long. RefSeq names its product adenosine deaminase domain containing 1 (gene Adad1). Gene Ontology annotation, cellular component: nucleolus; cytoplasm. Gene Ontology annotation, biological process: RNA processing; adenosine to inosine editing. Gene Ontology annotation, molecular function: double-stranded RNA binding; tRNA-specific adenosine deaminase activity; double-stranded RNA adenosine deaminase activity. NCBI's taxonomy places the organism in Eukaryota, Metazoa, Chordata, Mammalia, Rodentia, Sciuridae. The record is from RefSeq and is a predicted model, not a curated record.